AUGUCGGCCCGAGGGCGAACGCCGCCCCGCGCCGCGGCGCCGCCGCCCGCGCCGCGCAGGCCCCGCGCAAGCGGCGCCCAGGCGGCCUCCCUGGGCGCGGCGAGCCAGCAGGCGCUCCUGGCCCCCGCGGAGUCCGGCCUUGCCCGCGGCAGCCUGGCGCAGGGCGCGGCCAGCCGCGCGGGCCGCCGCGAGCAGCGCGGGGGUUGCCGCGAGCGCGGCCCCAGCGAGGGUGAGCGGGUCGCCCGCGAGGAGCCCCGGGUCGGCUGCCGCGGGGGCGCGGGGCUCCUGGUGUCGUGCGCCGCGCUGGCGGCGGUCGGGGCCUCGGCGUCCUGGGCCCGCGCGGGCGCUCACCGCGCGGCGGUUCGGGGGGCCGUGCUGGACCGCGUGUCGGCGGUGGCGGAGGGCCCGAACGCCUCGGCCGUGUACGUGGAGCUUGUCGCGUCCGUGUUCUGCGCGCGCGCCGAGGCCUGGGCGGAGGUCAAUUGGGGCCAGGUGGACUGCGCGAAUACGGCCGUCUACCUUUAUGCGGGGUGCACCCCGCACCAUUUCGAGCGGCAGACCGCGGGCCUCAACGGCAGCUGGCUGUCCGAGCUGCCCCCUUGCGUGCACCUGGAGUUCCUGCAGCUCGAAGUGGUUCAGGCCAUGGCCUCGCCGCAGCUCCAGGCGACGGCGCAGGCUGGCGUGACGUACCUCUGGCAUCUGAAGGCCGCGUUUGGGCUCGCCAAGACGGAGGCCCCGCCAGGGGCCCUGGUCUUCCUGCCGGGGAUGCCGACGUGGGCCGACGGUCCGCUGGACGCGGUGGAGUACGCGCGGCGAUGGGCUGCGGCUGGGGUGGGUUUCGCGCCGCUGAGCUUCGCCUCUUGCGAGGCCCUCGGCCUUGACGGGAGGUACAGCGAGCAGCGCAGGGACCUGGCACACAAGCUGUUCGGCUUCCUGACUGGCAGCAAGGGCGCCGUCAACUGGGUGGCUGGGUUCGAGAACCAGUUCUUCGUCUCCUUCCGCAGGGCAAGCGGGGUGCCUGCCUGGCUCUACGACUACCUCCUGGAGCUCCUGUCCAACGAUGGCGGGAGGCUGGCGGAGGCGAUGGAGCGCCUCUGGGGGCCCCUCUUCGGUUGCUGGGCGCCGUUCCCGUACUCGCUGGAGGACUUGCGGGGUGCCUUUCCGGCCUGCAGGGACGGCUGCGGCGACGGCUUCGACAGCGGGGGCGCCAGAGGGCUGCCGGGAUGCGGGCCCAACCAGGUCGCCGCGCAGCGUGCAGCGUCUCCGCCACAGGGGAAGCGCGAGUGGGUGCAGGCCAUGACGGCGCCCAGCGCCCGGGCGCUGCCCGCGUGCACUUCGGGCGUGCGCCUCGUCAGCGAGGGCUACCUCGCGCGGGGGGAGGCGGCGGGCUGGCGCUGCGAGGCGCUGUUCCGGGAGCCGGGAGCGCCCGGCGGCCGGGGCGUGUGCGCCAUCGAGAGCCUGGCGAACCUGUCGGAGGAGGCCGGCGGCGGCGGCGGCGGCCUGCCAGGCGCGCAGGAGAACGCGGGAGGCGAUGCCGACCUGGACGGCGACUUGGUGCCAUACUUUGCGAGAGUCCGCUCGGUGGAGGCGUGUCCAGAGCAGCCAGACAGCCAGCUGGGCCUGUCGGCAAUCAGCGGGAGCCUGCGCACGUGCGGGACGGCGUGCCUGAUGUACGGCGAGUGCCUCGGCUUCUCGUGGCGGGAGUCCGCCCUGAGCUGCACCCUCCUCAGGGGCGCCUGCGAGCGAAGCGGGAACGGGGCCGCGCAGCUCUACUCGAAGAGGAGCGCGACCCCCGCGCCGAUCGAGGUGGUGCUGUCGGGCUACUGCGACGACGACUUCACCUGGGUCAGGGAGGUCGACUGCGCAGCCGCCGUCGUCUUCCUGUACACCAAGUGCGACCGCGAGGACCCCCUGCAGAACAUCCCGCCGGGGUUACCGCUCUGCGUCCGGGUCGAGCUCCUCUCGAACAUCGGCAGGGAGGGCGGCACGUUCCUCCACCACCUCCACGCCCACCAGGAGCGGUUCCGCUCGCCGAGUGCCUCUGGUGCCCUGGUGCUCCUGCAGGGCGAAGUGGAGUGGCACGCGGGCCAGCUGGACGUGCUGGAGUACGCGAGCCAGUGGGCGUCGGCCGGCUUCGGCUUUGCUCCCCUCUCGUUCGCCGGUUGCUCGGACAGGGGUCCCUUCGUCUACGGAGGGUGCGGCUGGGACUGCCACCAUAAAGCGUGCGAUGCAGACUCAGAACAUGUUCAGCUUCCUGACGCGGCAAAACCAGUCGAGAAGCUCGUGGAUCACCGGCUUCAGGGGGCAGAUGCUGGUGUCCAAGCAGCGGGCGGCCCGCGUGCCGCCCUGGCUGCUGCGGUACAACCUGGAGCUGCUGGGCUCCGAGCAGACCGGCAAGUCGAUGUACGGCCACGCCCUGGAGCGGCUGUGGAGCGUGCUCUUCGGCUGCUGGGCGCCCGCGGAGGGCAGCACCACCCUGGCGAGCUUCCCCGCGUGCUUGGACGGCUGCGACGCCGCCGCGGGGUGCGGCCCCAACCAGCCGGUGCCGUGGGAGGGGCUGCCGGCCCCCUUGGGCGCGCGGGAGUGGAUCGACGCGAUGCUGGCUCCGGCGAACAUGUCGCUACCGCUCACCCCGCCGCCGUGCACGACGACGUCCCUCCAAAGCGAGGGCUACAAGCCGAGGUGGGCCCUACCAGGCUUCAGGUGUGGGCCGCUGUUUCCCGGCUGGAACAUCAGCGAGGGGCACGGCGUUUGCGCUCGCCACUGGUAGAGCUGGCGGGCGCCCCGCUGCCUCAGUGUGUGGUGGGGGCCCAAAGCCGCGGCUUCGAAGACAAGAAGCGCUUCAGGGGGUCCGCGCCCUCGCGAGCUCUCCUCGGCGUCACCCCUAACACACUGCAGUUCCAGGUCUGCGUCGCCCCCCCCAUAAGGCGCGCGCGCGCGCCGAGAAGUCCUGCAGUAGAAGCGCCGUGGCGGGCGCCGUCUGGCUAGACCGCUCGGGAGGCCACAGGAGCACCGCAUGUUGACUGCAGGGCGUCCUGCUGCAGUGCUCGGGCCGGCCGCGCGCCUCCAAGGAGGACAGACAGUACUAGCAUGUCCUCGUGCGUCCCAUCCCCGCGCAGUGCUCUCUUCUGCUGGCUCG
Molecule: messenger RNA, 3139 nt
Organism: Prorocentrum cordatum
Lineage: Eukaryota; Dinophyceae; Prorocentrales; Prorocentraceae
Source: the annotation of a GenBank genome assembly